Messenger RNA from Armigeres subalbatus, 1338 nucleotides. RefSeq names its product charged multivesicular body protein 2a (gene Vps2). The transcript has 2 exons. NCBI's taxonomy places the organism in Eukaryota, Metazoa, Arthropoda, Insecta, Diptera, Culicidae. The coding region runs from base 166 to 873 and encodes 235 amino acids. Gene Ontology annotation, biological process: late endosome to vacuole transport; protein transport; endosome transport via multivesicular body sorting pathway. Gene Ontology annotation, cellular component: multivesicular body; ESCRT III complex. The record is from RefSeq and is a predicted model, not a curated record.
UCGUCGCUUUUCGCUUUUGCACUGCUUCGCUCUGCUUGAAUGAGUCAGAUUUGGAAAACAAAUUAGAAUACAUUUUUGUUGCAAUCUCCAGCCCUGAGAAAUCUACGAUUUUAAUUAGUUAUAUUUAUAAAUUAGUGUUGUAAGUCGCAAAACUACUCAAGAAACAUGGAGUGGCUAUUCGGUAAGAAAAUGACCCCGGACGAAAUGAUGCGUAAGAACCAGCGCGCCCUGAACAAAGCGAUGCGAGACCUGGAUCGGGAAAAGAUGAAAAUGGAACAGCAGGAAAAGAAGAUCAUUGCCGACAUCAAAAAGUUGGCCAAGGAGAACCAAAUGGAUGCGGUUAAGAUUAUGGCCAAAGAUUUGGUUCGAACGCGGCGAUACGUUCGAAAGUUCAUGCUAAUGAAGGCCAACAUUCAGGCAGUUUCACUGAAAAUCCAAACACUGAAGUCACAAAACGCAAUGGGAGAAGCGAUGAAGGGCGUCACGAAAGCGAUGACCAACAUGAACCGCCAGCUCAACUUGCCUCAAAUUCAAAAAAUUUUACACGAAUUCGAAAAACAGUCAGAGAUUAUGGACAUGAAGGAGGAGAUGAUUAAUGAUGCCAUGGACGACGCAAUGGAAGACGAAGGUGACGAGGAGGAAACCGAUGCCAUUGUGUCUCAAGUCCUGGAUGAAUUGGGUCUGCAGCUCAAUGAUCAGUUGUCUGGACUGCCUCAGGCUUCCGGUUCCCUGUCGGUGGCCGGUGGUGUGAAAGCCCCUCAGGCGGCAGCGAUGGGAGCAGGUGGAGCAGCUGGGGGCUCAGGAGCAGGUUCUCCAGUUUCAGAUGCUGAUGCCGAUUUGCAAGCCCGACUGGACAAUCUUCGGAGAGAAUAGUCUGGUGAUGUGGAUUAAUUACUGCAUAAUCGAUUUUACUUCAUAACGGUAUCGACUAGGUGGUGAAUGAUUAAGUGUCAUCGUUUAAGCUCGAUUUUCGUCGAGGAAAAGGAAGGGUGACGAAUUGAUUCUAGUUGUAUUUGUUUUUCACAUUACGAUAGUAGUAUAUUCAAACUACGAGCUUUAUUACUGAUUAAAGAGUAUCUUAAUGUUUAAAAUCUCACAUAUAACCUUUACUAGGAAAAAUGUAAAAGUCGUUUCACAUCAAGCUACUUUUUUAUCAAGUAAUAAAGCUCAUAAUUUGUUAUAACCUGAACAAUAACAAUCUUCUAUUUUGUUAUUCAUAUAUUCAUGAUUUAUUUGCAUGAACUGAUUGCUUUCAAUGAGAAACUUUGAAAAGGCCUUGUAAAUUAGAAUGUGUAAGACGGAGCUAAAUUUGCAAAUAAAUGUCUAAACUGCUGGUAA